AUGUCCUCUUCACUUCUCUCUCUUGCCCUCCUGGCGUGGGCUCUACCCGUCCAAGUCCAAAGUAUUCCCCACCAGCCCCCUCAGAACGGCAACUUUUACCCUCCGAAAGUACCGCCAUCGCCAUGCGGGGAUUCAACCUCGACAGUAACAGUUACCGCUUUAUCAGUAGAGACAAUUACUAUCACAUCCUCAACCUUGUCCUUCCCCACGCCCUCAUCUUCACAGAAUGGAGUAGUGACGGUUACUGUCACCGAAGCUGGACUUCGUGUACCGCCUUUUGCGGUAUGGUCUCAGCCGGCUGAGAUCCAGACGAUCCAAACUGUUGCGGUUACCGCUUAUCCUGGUCCUCAACAGCAACUGCAGGGGCAACCGCAACCCAGCUGGGGGCCUGACGCCGGGACUGGGGCUGAAUGGGGUCAUGGACUCCCUAACCAUGACGACGAAGGUUCGGCUUGGGGACCGGAUAGGGGUCCGCUGGUUCAAAUAGUUACUAUUACUGAGCCUGCUGGUCCAGCAUCAGCCCCCGCGUCGACGAUGGUUUCGCUUUCGGUGGUUACUGUCACUCGACCAGCACCUGGUUUCAGCCACCCUCACAAUGGGAAUGGUUGGCCUCAUCCGGAAGAUGGGUGGAGACAUUCGGACUGGGCAUCUCAUCCCAAUCCCAGUGUUAGUGUUGAUCGGGAUGGACUGAGUUUGGUCACCGUGACUGUUACCAUGUCUGGUGGUGGUGACAACCGCUGGAGACCUACACCAUCUUCUUGGCCUACCUCAUCCUCUUGGUCAACGUCAACGUCAACAUCGACAUCGACAUCAACAUCGUGGGAAAGACCAGUAACCACGUCUACGACACCUUUGGAUCCCUGGAGUGAACAUAACGGCCCACCUACUUGGCCCAAGCCUCAAUGGCCUCAUUUCGACCCUCAUCCUCAUCCGCCUUAUCACCCCGAUCCAAGGCCGAACUGGCAGCCGAACACGACUGUCACUGUUCCUGUGGGGGUGCAGAGCGUGUCGCUUCCGUAUCACAGCUGGGGCAUGGGCAUGGGAUGGGGCAAUCCUUGGAACUGGGGAAAUAGCAAUCAAGAAGAUCCCGACAAAGCCAAGAAGAUCAGUACCUCUAAUGAAGGACAAGAGAAGAGCAAUGAUUCUAUCUCUGAGUCAGGGACGGAGAAGCAACAACAAACGGAAAAGGAGGAGAACAAAAAGGAGGGAGGAACCCUCCUAGAUAUAGACCUUGGUCUUGGCCUUGACCUUAACCUUGGUUGAGAUGAGAGGUCCAAAAUCCAAACCAUGAUUGGAAGACUUUCAUUGCAUAUACCUCUAUGCAGCGAG
Molecule: messenger RNA, 1329 nt
Organism: Neurospora hispaniola
Lineage: Eukaryota; Fungi; Ascomycota; Sordariomycetes; Sordariales; Sordariaceae
Exons: 2
Coding region: 1-1263 (420 amino acids)
Source: RefSeq, a predicted model, not a curated record